UUAUGCCAACACUAGAUUCUUUCAAAUCAUGACCAGAAAAAGGACCGAAGAAGAUGGGUACGAACCCUCUGCAGACGAAGAUGAUGAUGAUAAUGAUAACGGGAAGAGAUCGGAAAGUGAAAGAGUGGUGAAGAAGAGGAAAAGGGUAAAACGUAGAUUGAAGAAAAAAGACCCAUUAGUGAUGUGUGGUGGUGAUAUCAUGUCAAUGGUAUUCAGCCACCUUGAUGCACGCAGUGUGGCUUCAUCGCUUCUUGUUUCGCCUACAUGGUAUAGAGUUGCUUCAAGUGAUGCCAUUUGGGCUAAACAGUGUGAAGAGUUAUGGGUUGGCAAAGCUCAUAUACCUCGGUUUCCCCAAGUCGAGGGGUUGUCAAAGUUGUCUGUUUACUCUUUAUCGGUUGCGGAUGGAAAACGAAGUCGAAUCAUGAAGAAUGAUCUUUGGGAUCAUGCUUGGGAGUUUCACUUCAAAAAGGAAGCCCCUGAAUACUGGUGUAAUUUGGACCCGUACUGGAAAGGGACCGAGCCACUAAUGCAUCGUUACUUCCAUCCAGAUGGGAGCCAAACUGCUGAUUCUGAUGACGAAGUUUGGGGCGGCCAUGAAAGUUGUUACUCCAUUGUUACAAGUUUGUUGGCAGAUGGAAAAAUCCGAGAGCAUUAUGUUAGGAUCAACCGAUGGCCGCAGAUGUACGUAUCGAGGCGACAAGAUUGGGGUUGGGAAAUGUCAAACUGGAUUUACUGCUAUUCUAGUGUUCGUGAUGCUGAUAAGAAAGGUGGAACUGGUCCUUAUCUUCCAACACUUUGA
Cynara cardunculus var. scolymus (artichoke) is the source of this 799-nucleotide messenger RNA. RefSeq lists its product as uncharacterized. The record is from RefSeq and is a predicted model, not a curated record. NCBI's taxonomy places the organism in Eukaryota, Viridiplantae, Streptophyta, Magnoliopsida, Asterales, Asteraceae. Gene Ontology annotation, molecular function: protein binding. The transcript has 4 exons. Bases 29 to 799 code for a protein of 256 amino acids.